Quercus robur (English oak) is the source of this 636-nucleotide messenger RNA. RefSeq lists its product as uncharacterized. The coding region runs from base 1 to 636 and encodes 211 amino acids. Lineage: Eukaryota; Viridiplantae; Streptophyta; Magnoliopsida; Fagales; Fagaceae. The record is from RefSeq and is a predicted model, not a curated record. The transcript has 2 exons. Gene Ontology annotation, molecular function: nucleic acid binding. Gene Ontology annotation, biological process: DNA integration.
AUGAGCAGCCCCGAGGCAGCCGGACAGAUGGUGUUGUGGGAAAUUGAAUUAAUCAAGUUCGAUGUACAGUAUCGCCCCCGUACAACUAUAAAGGGACAAGUGAUCGUUGACUUCAUCGUAGAGUUUACUCUUGUGGAAGGCCAGAGGGCAGAGAUGAGCCCACAAUGGAGCGUCCACAUGGACAGAUCUUCCAAUAAGUAUAGUAUACCUAGAGUAUUAGUUUCAAACAAUGGGAAGCAGUUUGACAAUGACGCAUUCAGAAAAUUUUGUUCACAACUAGGGAUCAAGAAUCACUACUCAUCGCCUACCCACCCUCAAGCUAACGGACAAGUUGAGGUUAUGAACCGAUCCUUACUCAAAAUUAUCAAGACUCAGGUCAAGGGGGCAAAGGGGAUAUGGCCUGAAGAAUUACCAAGCAUCCUAUGGGCUUACAGGACAAUUGCAAGGAUGCCUAUAAGAGAGACACCAUUUCGUUUGGCGUAUGGAAGUGAGGCAGUCAUCCCGGCCGAAGUAGGACUCACAAGUUACAGAGUGGAAAACUAUGACGAGAGUAGGAAUGAUAAAGUUAUGCGCCUACAACUUGAUCUGAUAGAUGAGAUCAGAGCAACUGCCGAGCAAAGACUAGCACGAUACUAG